This is a messenger RNA of Sinocyclocheilus rhinocerous, 649 nucleotides long. RefSeq names its product troponin I, slow skeletal muscle-like. Gene Ontology annotation, cellular component: troponin complex. Gene Ontology annotation, biological process: cardiac muscle contraction; skeletal muscle contraction. The transcript is spliced from 7 exons. NCBI's taxonomy places the organism in Eukaryota, Metazoa, Chordata, Actinopteri, Cypriniformes, Cyprinidae. Bases 182 to 649 code for a protein of 155 amino acids. The record is from RefSeq and is a predicted model, not a curated record.
GCCAUGAGAUGAACCGAACGUGUAAGGAGAGAGUGAAAGAUUUGCGCUCUAAUAAUAUCCUCCACUGACAGAUUAGAGAUACAGAGACGCUGUGGGUUAAAUAAGAGGGCACAUCUCUAUUCUGUUAUCAAUAAUCCGUUUGAGGACAACACGAUACAAACCCACAUUGUAAGUUGCCAAGAUGCCUGAACAAGGGCAAGAGAGGAAGUCCAAGAUCUCAGCCUCAAGAAAGCUUAUGCUAAAGAGUUUGAUGGUGGCCAAGGCCAAAGAGGAGCUGGAUCAGGAGAUGUUGGAUAAAGAGGAGGAGAAGCAGAGGUAUCUGCUGGAGAAAAUUCCUCCUCUGCAGACACAGGGCAUGUCAUUCGCUGAGCUUCAGGAACUCUGUCAAGAGCUUCAUGCUAAGAUUGAUGUGGUGGAUGAGGAGCGCUAUGAUAUUGAAGCCAAAGUCUUACUGAAUAAGCGUGAGGUCAAAGACCUGAACAUUAAAGUUCUGGACCUGAGGGGGAAGUUCAAGCGGCCCACCCUGAGGAGGGUGAGGGUUUCAGCAGACGCCAUCCUCCGAUCUCUCCUAGGCUCAAAGCACAAAGUCUCAAUGGACCUACGAGCCAACCUCAAAUCUGUAAAGAAAGAGGAUACUGAGAAGGUAUGA